GCGGGGCUACCCGGGGUCAGGGAUCAAACUCCCCGCACAGAGAAACAUGGCGCCGCUCAAGCUCUGCAUUCCCGGGGAGAGGUUGUGUAGUAUAGAGGACGGCACUCCGACCAGCGGCACCUACUCCAGGCACGGCUACAUCUUCGCCUCUCUGGCCGGCUAUGUAGUGAAGAAGAACGACAAUGGCCCGGUACCGGCGAUCUCAGUUGUGCGGGACACAGAGGCUCAGCUCCUCCCGGAGGUUGGAGUGGUGGUCACGUGUAAGGUGACCAGCAUCAACCCCCGGUUUGCGAAGGUUUCCAUUCUGUACGUGGGGUCCACUCCGCUGAAGGGGGCUUUCAGAGGAACCAUAAGGAGAGAAGACAUUCGAGCCACGGAGAAAGACAAGCUUGAAAUCUACAAGUGUUUCCGACCUGGGGACAUCGUGCUGGCCAAAGUGAUCUCACUGGGCGACGCUCAGUCUAACUACCUGCUGACGACGGCGGAAAAUGAGCUGGGGGUGGUGGUGGCCCACAGUGAGGCGGGUGCUCAGAUGGUGCCGAUCAGCUGGUGUGAGAUGCAGUGCCCACGGACACACGGCAAGGAGUUCCGCAAAGUCGCUCGAGUCCAGCCCGAGUUCCUGCAGACGUGAGACGGCAGCGGCCGCUGACAGCUCCGUGUGAGGGGGGGGCAAGAAACCCUGCCUGUUCGUGUCCAGCUGAACUGUCUUGAGUGACAAGCCAGCCCAAGCCCCCUCUUCCCACCACACAUACCUGUGCUGUCCUGAUGCAUCAACAAAUCUCUAUUUCACACCCUCCUCCUAUUUCACAGCCCUCCAAAUCCCAGCAAUUGUUCUUUUUAGAAAAUAAAGUGAAGUGUUUUUUUUUAACCUUU
Callorhinchus milii (elephant shark) is the source of this 873-nucleotide messenger RNA. RefSeq names its product exosome component 1 (gene exosc1). Lineage: Eukaryota; Metazoa; Chordata; Chondrichthyes; Chimaeriformes; Callorhinchidae. Gene Ontology annotation, cellular component: nuclear exosome (RNase complex); cytoplasm. The record is from RefSeq and is a predicted model, not a curated record. The transcript is spliced from 8 exons. Gene Ontology annotation, molecular function: RNA binding. The coding region runs from base 47 to 631 and encodes 194 amino acids. Gene Ontology annotation, biological process: RNA processing.